UUGGGGGGGGAUCUCUCAGAUAUAAACGACUUAGAUCUUGUAAAGGACUCAAUGGCAGCUUACAAUAAGACAGGCUGGAUGGGAGAGUCGGGUGCCAACCUCACUGCCAUGUUGCCAGGUGUGAGACUCAUACUAACCCCUGUUGUAUACACUUUCAUGACACCAGAAAUGAUGGGAUGGGUCCUGAGUGUGGCCUCUCUCCUCAUCAUCUCCACCAACCUACUGGUGGUGGCUGCUCUCUUUCAGCUGAUGUGCAGGAAGGGCAGUCAGAGCUGGUGCUUCGUGCUCAACCUGGCCCUGGCAGAUAUCCUGGUGGGCCUGGCUAUCACUGGCAUUGUCACAGACGUUUUUCAAAAUUACAAUACUGUGAACAAUGGAACUAUUCCAAUUACUCAACCGCUACUCCUGAUGCACUCCACACAGAAGACCAAGUGUUUACUCCGCAUGGCCUUCAUCAUCUCCCCCUCAACUGCGUCCAUCUUGUCCAUGUUCCUGAUCUCUCUGGACCGCUACGUGGCCAUCAAGCUGCCGCUGCGCUACUCCCAGCUCACUGGGAGGUGGACCGUGACUGGGGCCCUGGUAGCGCUCUGGAUGGUAUCCCUCACCGUUGGCUUCCUACCAGAAUACUAUAAAUAUAGAACAUUUAUUAUUCCCCUCUGCUCCACAGGCAUGGCAUGGCAGCUCCAGCAGGGAGACUUUGAAAGCAGCAGCCUUUGCACCUUCUUCUCUGUCAUCCGUCCCAAGGGCAUCAUUGUGGUGUUCUGUGCCGUCUUCUUCCCCGUCCUCUCUGUCUUCACCUACUUCUACCUGGACAUUCUGAAGAUAGCUUGCGGCCAUCAGAGGCAGAUCCGCCAGGCCCGUCAGGCCGGCUCCAGGCUGCCCCAGCGCAGCCGCUACUGGGGCCACGUCAAGGCCCUGAGGACCGUGGCUCUGCUGGUGGGCUGUUUCACCCUCUGCUGGUGCCCAUUUUUUGUGGUGUGUGCAGUGCAGGUGCUGUGUGAGGACUGUGAGUUGUACAAGGUGCUGGAGAAUGACCUGUGGCUGCUGGGGCUGUCUAACUCCCUCAUCAACCCUCUGGUGUACGCCUGCUGGCAGAGGGAGGUGCGGCUGCAGAUUGGGGCCCUCUUCUGCUGUGUUAAGGACAGGGUCAGGAACACAGCCGUGUUAGAGGCUAGUGAGAGAUGUCAGACAGAGCUGCGUAUACCCACUCAUACUGUUAUAUCUGUGGACGAUGCCAUGAGCCUCGACCCCACCUUUCCCACGGUCACCAGUGAAGAGGGCCACACUGUACCAUUUUCUGCCUCAACCCCCUUGUGAAUGACUUAGACAUUUUGAAAAUGCUUAAUGUGGCAGCAUAGAGCUUUGUCCAUUUCUGGCAGAAACAGUUCACGUCACGUCUUGCGACAGCAACUAACUGACGAGAUCAAUCAAAUGGGGAAAAAAUAACAGAGUGAGAUAAUGGAUGUGGAGACAUCAUGGAACCUAAACCAUGGAACAGAUGGGCUUAUUUGCUUUUUUUGCUCUGUUUCCUCCACUAACCUAAUUGAUAUUAUCUCUGCCAAGUAUGCACUUUGUCCCUCUCUGCAUUCUCAUCAACCUCACUGUCUGUGUGUGUCUGAGAGGUGUGUAGGUGUUUUGAAGGGGAACAGCUUUUGUGUGUACAAAUGGUUGUUCCCUGAUCAGUCAGAGAUUAUAUAUUUAAAAAAAUUGACAAAGUAUUUAAUUUCUUGGGAAAGUAGUGUGUAUUGCUACCUCCACU
Molecule: messenger RNA, 1759 nt
Organism: Oncorhynchus tshawytscha (Chinook salmon)
Lineage: Eukaryota; Metazoa; Chordata; Actinopteri; Salmoniformes; Salmonidae
Product: glucose-dependent insulinotropic receptor
Exons: 2
Coding region: 52-1317 (421 amino acids)
Biological process (GO): G protein-coupled receptor signaling pathway
Cellular component (GO): membrane
Molecular function (GO): G protein-coupled receptor activity; phosphatidylcholine binding
Source: RefSeq, a predicted model, not a curated record